CUUUUUGAGUCAGAAAGACAGGCUUAGUGAACAGAACUUCCAGAUGCCUUUGGAGUAACUGCCCUAGGGUACAGGCACUCAGCACUUUAUUUCUUGAAGGGACGGUUAUUCUUUCUGUCUCUUUAGCUUGGCUUAAAGUGAAUCCGCCUUCCUGAGGGGUGGUCCUUUGGCUAGGUGAAGGAUUAGGUCCUUUGGCUAGGUGAAGUUAAUCCAACACACCAAGUUGGAUUAACUCUUAGGUCCUGGGUUGCUUGGAAUGUUAGGUAUCCACCCCGUCACAGGAAUAGCUCUCCCUAACUGGCUUCCACAGAGCUCUGAUCAAAGCUACUGUGAUACCCCCCUCUGAAGGGCUAAUUCUAAAGCUAUUUUGGAGACAGGCUGAAAUUGAGAGAUGGAUAUAAGCCACGUUUACCCUGCAAAUUUAGAUACAGUUCCAAAGCUUUUCACCAAAAGGGACUAACCACAGGGACUGGAGCUCCAGUCCCAGCCACCCUCACGUGUGACUUCCAGGCACUGGGUGGGGCUCGCUUAGAAGAAGAUAAGUAACCACAGUUCCCUUCCGGCAUUCCUGACUACAGAACCAAGGACAUUUCUGGAACUGUUGCUUUCGGGGACAAAGUUUUCUUACAGUUAACCUUUUAAGUUUAUUUUGAAGAUUCCAAGGUCUGGGAAACACGUGACCCGUGCUUUCUUUACAUAAACAGCAAGCCACGCUUUGGUUUUUCAGCAGUCUUUGGACUUCAGCAUGAGUGCGUCUCGGUGGCUGGCUUGUGCCGCGUUUUCUGUCUUCUGUGUCUUAAAAAUCAGCUCUCUGGACACUUUUGUUGCAGCUGUUUACGAGCAUGCCGUGAUCCUGCCUAGCAACACCCUCUUACCCGUGUCUCCCAGUGAGGCACUGGCAUUAAUGAAUCAGAAUCUGGAUCUUCUGGAAGGAGCGAUCGUAUCAGCAGCAAAGCAGGGUGCACACAUUAUUGUGACUCCAGAAGACGGUAUAUAUGGUAUGCGUUUCACCAGGGAUACUAUCUACCCGUACUUGGAGGAUAUCCCAGACCCUCAAGUGAACUGGAUCCCCUGUGAUAAUGCAAACAGAUUUGGCUACACCCCGGUACAGGAAAGACUCAGCUGCUUGGCCAAGAACAAUUCGAUCUAUGUCGUGGCCAACAUGGGAGACAAGAAGCCGUGCAACACUAGUGACCCUCAGUGUCCUCCUGAUGGCCGUUUCCAGUACAACACCAAUGUGGUGUUCGAUUCCCUGGGCAAACUGGUUGCGCGAUACCAUAAGCAAAACCUUUUCAUGGGUGAAGAACAAUUCAAUGCACCUGUGGAACCCGAGUUUGUGACUUUCAACACCCCGUUCGGAAAGUUUGGCAUCUUCACAUGCUUCGACAUACUCUUUCAUGAUCCUGCCAUCACCCUGGUGACAGAGUACCAGGUGGACACUAUACUGUUCCCAACCGCCUGGAUGGAUGUUCUGCCGCAUCUGGCAGCCAUUGAAUUCCACUCAGCUUGGGCUAUGGGAAUGGGGGUCAAUUUCCUUGCAGCCAAUAUACAUCAUCCCUCAAAGAGAAUGACAGGAAGUGGCAUCUAUGCACCGGACUCUCCAAGGGCCUUUCACUAUGACAGGAAAACCCAGGAGGGGAAACUCCUUCUCUCACAGCUGGAUUCCCAUCCACGUCACUCUGUGGUGAACUGGACUUCUUACGCCAGCAGUAUAGAAGCACCCUCAACAGGAAACCAGGAAUUUCAGAGCAUUGCUUUCUUUGAUGAGUUUACCUUUGUGGAGCUCAAAGGAAUCACAGGAAAUUACACCGUCUGCCAGAAUGAUCUCUGCUGUCACCUGAGCUACCAGAUGUCUGAGAAGCGAGCUGAUGAAGUUUAUGCCCUUGGGGCAUUUGAUGGGUUGCACACCGUGGAAGGGCAGUAUUAUCUGCAGAUUUGUACUCUGCUAAAAUGUAAAACCACCAAUUUACGCACUUGUGGUAGUUCAGUGGACACGGCUUCCACCAGGUUUGAAAUGUUCUCCCUCAGUGGCACUUUUGGAACCCAGUAUGUCUUCCCCGAGGUGUUGCUGAGUGAAGUCAAGCUUGCUCCUGGGGAAUUUCAGGUGUCAAGUGAUGGGCGUUUGUUUAGCCUGAAGCCGACAUCUGGACCUGUGUUGACAGUCACUCUGUUUGGGAGGUUGUACGGGAAGGACUGGACUUCGAAUGCUUCCUCAGACCUCAUAACACACUCGCUGAUGAUAAUAAUGCUGAUUGUAACACCUAUUAUACAUUACUUAUGUUAAUAGAAUCUUUACGUUUUCUAUUUUGUUUGCAAUAAUUUAAAAUUGGUGGAUGAAGAAAAGAUCUGUUUGCCAACGAUGGCCUCUGGUGUAAGUAAAUAAAGUGCCUUUUUCUUUAGA
Messenger RNA from Peromyscus maniculatus bairdii (prairie deer mouse), 2401 nucleotides. RefSeq names its product pantetheinase. Gene Ontology annotation, biological process: pantothenate metabolic process. NCBI's taxonomy places the organism in Eukaryota, Metazoa, Chordata, Mammalia, Rodentia, Cricetidae. The record is from RefSeq and is a predicted model, not a curated record. Gene Ontology annotation, molecular function: pantetheine hydrolase activity.